AUGUCGCCCAACGAUCCCAUCGUCAUCUCGGACGACGACGAAACUGCAUCCGAAUCCGAGAGGGACCCGCCCCCGUCGCGCACCCAUCCGACCACCACGGCCAAACCCACCCUCACCACAGCAUCACAACCCCCCACUGCCGCAGCAUCGUCGAGCAACACCGCAUCGUCGUCGAAGGAUUCCACAGCAUCGACCCUCCCGGCGCCCCCGCAGUCCUUUCUCGUCGCCCUCGACCGCGCGCAGAUGGAGCGCGAUAGGCGCGAGCGCAACCGCAAGCGCCGUCGCGCAGAGGGCAACGCCUCCAGCUCCGAGGACGACAAGAAAACCCAAAACAAGGCCAUCAAGGUCUCGCACAGCGAUGGCCAGGCUACAGCCUCCUCCUCAUCAGCCGCGUCCCUCCCCACAACCGCGCCCACAGGCUCUCGAACCGAGUCGAUCCGUCCCGACGACCGUUUCUGGCACGGCACCGUCAAAGUCUCUUACAAUGAGCACGCCGUCGCCGGCUUGAGGGGCUGUACCUUCGACUCAUUGCUUCUGCCGGCGACGCCCUCGGCGGCUCGCGGGCUGAGGAGCGUCGUCAUGUCCACCUAUGACCUGCACAUUGACUGGCUGCAGGCCCACUUUCCGCGCGACAUCAGCGCCACCCUCAUCUACGAUCCUCCGCCCAUCAAUGAACGCUCCUUCGCCAGACCCGUGCCCUCAGGUCUUUAUCCAAUCAGUCGCAUCCCUGGUAGCCUGGAUAUCCCGGGCUGGACCUGGGCCGUGCCGCGGCUUCCAAAGGGAGGUCCCCUGACACAGCAUGUCAAGCUCCUUGUGCUCGAGCACGCCGACUUCGUCCGCGUCGCCAUCCUCUCCGCGAACCUCAACGCCAUGGACUGGGAGACGAGCGAGAACACCGCCUUCAUCCAAGACUUUCCGCUGCGCUCGGUCGGAGCGCGAGCGGAAGCACCGCCGACCGCGGGGCGGCCAUCGACCAACGACUUCGAGGAUCAGCUCGGCCGCGUCCUUCGCAGCUUCGGCGUCCUACCGCAGAGCCACCCGAUCUGGACCACGCUCGCUCGCACCGACUUCUCCAAGGCGGCUGCAAGGAUCGUCGCAAGCUGGCCCCAGUCGGGUCCCCUCGCGGGCUGGGACUCGAUGGAGGUCCAAGGCCUGAGCAGGCUCGGCAAGGUCGUCAGAGAUCUGGGCUUGCCUCUGGAGAAGGGAGGCGUCCUGAUCGAAGCGCAGGGCUCAUCGCUGGCAACGUACAACCGAAAGUGGCUCCACCAGUUCGAGCUGAUCGCCUCGGGCAUCGACCCGCGAGGUGUCCUGCCGCUCAGCACGCAGGAUGCCAAGCAGGCCUUGCCGCCUAUCAAGAUCCUGUUCCCCACGCAGCGCUACGUCGAGGAGGGCUCGGCAUCCGGCAUCGCAGGCGGCGGGACGUUCUUUGGCAAGGCGGAUACAUGGGCCGCGUCCGAGUUCAAGGCACUCUACCACCAGCCGCGCAGUCGGCGCGGCGAGCUGCUCAUGCACGCCAAAUCGUUGCUCGCCUUCUUGCCGUCGGCACAGGAUGUUAUCGACCAAGCCUUCCGCGAUGGACAAACGCUCAAGGAGGGUGGCAGCAGCGCAGGCUCUUCGACGGCCCGAAGCAGCGGCAGCGCCGGCGGCGGUAGCGGCGGCAGCAGCACGGCAGAACGGCCCAUCGGCUGGACGUACUUGGGCAGCUCCAACUUUACGAAGGCGGCGCACGGCACCAUCAGCGGCAGGCAGACGGCACCGACCAUGUCGACGUCCAACUGGGAGCUCGGCGUCGUCUUCCCGCUCUACAGGAGCGAGGUCGAGCGCAGCGGGGCCGACUGCCUCGCCCUCCGCGCCAUCACCUAUCGGCGCCCGGUGGAGCCCUAUGGACCGGAAGACACGCCCUGGGACAUCAUGACCUUGAAGAGGGCGCUGGUAGAGGCCGAGCGCAGACGGCGCGAACUGCAAAGCGGCUUGGCGAUGUAG
Molecule: messenger RNA, 1983 nt
Organism: Pseudozyma flocculosa PF-1
Lineage: Eukaryota; Fungi; Basidiomycota; Ustilaginomycetes; Ustilaginales; Ustilaginaceae
Exons: 1
Coding region: 1-1983 (660 amino acids)
Biological process (GO): single strand break repair; double-strand break repair
Cellular component (GO): nucleus
Molecular function (GO): 3'-tyrosyl-DNA phosphodiesterase activity; single-stranded DNA binding; double-stranded DNA binding
Source: RefSeq, a predicted model, not a curated record